This is a messenger RNA of Cucurbita pepo subsp. pepo (vegetable marrow), 487 nucleotides long. NCBI's taxonomy places the organism in Eukaryota, Viridiplantae, Streptophyta, Magnoliopsida, Cucurbitales, Cucurbitaceae. The record is from RefSeq and is a predicted model, not a curated record.
CUGAAGAAUUUGAUUAUCAAUACUCUUCAAAUUGUAGUUCACAGAAGAAUUUGAUUUUCAAGCCAUGAACGAGAAGUUCAAGAAGGACGAGGAAGAGAGACAUUGGGCGAUACCUAGAGCUAAGCCUGCAUAUAACAAGGAUGAAUUCUUCGAUACAAUUUCCUGCAAUUCUCUUGAACGUGGAUCAAGGAAUGGACACAGCCGUUUCUCUAGGCCAAUGAAAUUUGGCUCCGAGACAAGCGGAGGCCUUCCACAUAUGGGCGGCAAUGUUGGCUAUGGCGUUAGACGCGGGUGGCUCUUCCUUCCAAUGGCGGCGGAGAAUAUGGUGGAGGCCCCAUUAAUGAGAACCAAUAGGGCCGCGCCAACAAAUAUUCGGUCUUUCACCACAUAGCAUUCUCCUUCCACCCACCCCUUCCCAUACUCUUGUCCGCUGCUCAUGCUGAUUGCUCCACUCAUCAUUACCACCGCAAUUCCGAAGCUGGCCCUG